AUGAAACUUGUCCAGGAGGUGCCGCCGCCGCAACAGGAAGGGCAGUCAGAGCUCUAUAUUGUCGCUACGCAAUUCCUGAAUGAUCUGCAUAUGAAGGGACCUCUCACCCUACAGAUUAUUCAAGCCGGUCUGCUGCUCUCCAUCUAUGAACUAGGCCAUGCGAUAUUCCCCUCAGCCUUAAUGACAAUCGGUCACUGCGCGAGGGGCGGCAUUGCUAUGGGCUUGCACAACAGUACAUACUUCACUGAUUUGGAUGCAAGCCGAUCAUAUCUUCUCUCCGCCCUCUGUUAUGACGGGUUGGUAACGGUUGACCGCGAACUAGCCGCCGAGGGAAAGAAGGGCAUGCUGGCUGCUAUUAUCGGGUCAGUCACCACUAGCUUCAAGAGAGAGAUGUGGUCCAGGAUUCUUACGUGGGAUCGAAAAUGGCUCUAUAUUGUGACCCAUUUCGUCCAGAAAGGUUCAGCGAAACCGGCAGGCUAUCUAGCCGCCAAAUCCACGCGCCUUGACUCGAAGAGCUCGAUCGGAGAAUCCAAAUGCAGCUCUAGCCAGCCGGUUAUUUUUGCUACGUCAAUUUCCAAAUAUGUGUUCAAGAAAGGGAGAUUCGCCAUCCCUCCGGAACGACUUUUGAGGGCCUCCGGCCUUCUGAGACAGGAUCAGAAGGGAGAAGAAAAAGGCGUGGCUCGGCCUACCGAUUUUCAGGAGCACACAAGUGACUCGGGUGUUCCUGAUGAUAUUGAGUCGGAACGCCUCAAGGGUAUGAUAUACGCUGAAUCCUGGAACCAACUGGACUCCCUCCACGAUGAACUACUCAAGAAAGAUGAGUCAAUCAACGGCGUGCUAGCUAUAAAUCAUGUUGGAGAUAUCACGCUCCCAUGGAAACGAUUUCCAACUGCCUAG
Messenger RNA from Aspergillus udagawae, 897 nucleotides. Its product is annotated as fungal specific transcription factor domain-containing protein. The record is from RefSeq and is a predicted model, not a curated record. The coding region runs from base 1 to 897 and encodes 298 amino acids. Lineage: Eukaryota; Fungi; Ascomycota; Eurotiomycetes; Eurotiales; Aspergillaceae. The transcript has 2 exons.